GAGGGUGAGCGUGGAAGAACGUGUGCUAAGGUCCUUUAAUAAAGAACCUGGCCUGUUCUAUAGGUUUGCGUGUGGGAAUGUGUGACUAGUUAACGUUAUUUGUACUUAUGACAAAAAAAAUUAUAUAUUUUAUGAAAAAGCAGCUAGUUUGCUAUUGAACCAAAGCAAAGAACUGAGGAAACCACAACAGACAGCACGUUGUUUGCGUUGUUGUUUUUCAUGUCCAGGAUCUUUAAAUUGUCUCAUUUGUAGAUAUUAGAAAACGGCCCUGUGUUUUGAAAAUGUCUUCGGGCUGUCAGAAAAACACUACUAGCAAGUCCAUUCCGACCAGACGGGUGACUAUAAACGACGCCGCGCACAUGCCCCACGACUACUCCACAACUCCCGGAGGAACUCUGUUCAGCAUAACUCCUGGAGGUACAAGAAUCAUCUACGACCGGAAGUUCCUGCUGGAGUGCCGCACUUCCCCGCUGGCCAGGGCUCCCCCGUACUCUCUCCCUGACAUUCCAGGGGUCACCAGCCCACCCUCAAAACACAUCAGCAAUGUAAAGGCCCAUAACGGAGAACCACUGAACAACAACAAUAUCGCUGCACCUGCUGACAACAGCGCUGGGGAUGAUGCACAGUUUGAAAUGGACAUCUAACUGGUGGUGGAAUGAGCAUUCGAGAGGAAUGUGAAGCAACUUCACUUACUACCAUGAUGCUAAAGAAGAGGGUCAAGGGGACGCCCAGCCAAUCCCCUAUCCAGACUCGCUACAAUAUUGUCACCCUCUGUGUUUACAGAUGUGUCCAUUAGUUGCUGUGUGUUAAUCAAAGGUAGUUCAGGAGUGUGAAUGAAUGUUACUCUCUUGAAUCACCUCUGGUGCCUUUCUCUUGUGGACCCAGCAGCAACACUGAAAAAGACUGCCCCAGAGGAGUGGUGUGGAGGUAAAGAUUCAAUACAAUUGUUUUCAUUCUUUAAAAUUAUUUUGUCACUCAAAUCACCCUAAUCAUGGGCUACUCACCCUUCACCUCUUCAAAUACUGCCUUCAAAAUACUUUUAAUUUUUACAGAUAGUGUCAUACAAAGGAAUGUAAAACAUGUUUUUGUCGCCUUUGUUUAAAUUUUGAGACAGAAAAAAAAUACAUUUCCACAUGGUAUGUAAGAAGAAGAAAUAAAGCAAAGAAAACAUA
This is a messenger RNA of Coregonus clupeaformis (lake whitefish), 1172 nucleotides long. Its product is annotated as eukaryotic translation initiation factor 4E-binding protein 2. Bases 282 to 644 code for a protein of 120 amino acids. The record is from RefSeq and is a predicted model, not a curated record. Gene Ontology annotation, biological process: negative regulation of translational initiation. The transcript has 3 exons. Lineage: Eukaryota; Metazoa; Chordata; Actinopteri; Salmoniformes; Salmonidae. Gene Ontology annotation, molecular function: eukaryotic initiation factor 4E binding. Gene Ontology annotation, cellular component: cytoplasm.